AUACUUAUCGAAAAAGAAUGGUUAGCGUUUGGACAUCGGUUUUCGCACCGGGCUAAUCACACAAUUUCUUCUCAGAACAGCGGGAUAACGCCAGUCUUUCUUAUUUUCCUGGACGCUGUUCAUCAGUUACUAGAGCAGUUUCCUGGUGCAUUUGAAUUCAACGACUUUUUCCUUCGAUUCUUGGCUUAUCACAGUCAGUCAGCUUUUUUCCGCACUUUCCUUCUGGACUGUGAAUCCGAGCGAGUUCAUCUUGAGCAGCUGGUCCCAGAAACGGCUGAAGGUCAUCGUGGAUGCAUUUGGCUUUACAUAAAAGAGAAAACUCGUCGCAACACUAUAUUUCACAACCUCUUGUAUGCUCCUGAUGGCCAAGGUGUGCUGCUUCCAGCUAGUUCAGUUGCUGCUCUCGGAAUUUGGGCUUUCUAUUCAGAAGAAACUCUUAGCCAUGGUUCACCUUACGACAUUGAUCUUGCGGAAGCUGAACUAGCGGAGAGAGAAGAAGAACGUUUUGCACAUUCCGGUGAAGGGGCUGUUGAAGAGAAAAUGUCGCUCAAAGAGGAUGAAGACCAGGAAGAAAAAGAAGAGAAACAUGAUUGGGAUUGGCAAGUACGACGAUUGCUGAUGAAAAGGGCAGCUGUACGUUUGCUGCUGAGGGGAGUGACAAGCAGAUCUGCUGCAAAUCAGAAGAACGUCAGUCGGAACCAUGUCUUCGAGCAUUACGGGGCAAGUGGAGCUCAACCAUCAGAAUGUGCUCUGUGUCGUUUCCCGCUUUACGGAACUGUUGUUCGUACAGGCCAAAGAUGUCGUCAAUGUGGAGUGAUAGCGCACGAUAAAUGUAUCGUCAACAUCACUUGGCCGUGCGAUUCUCGUAUGGCAGCAGUUUUACCGCGGACGAUACCGGAGCAAUCGCUUCCACCCACUCCUUCCAAAUCUGUAGAACCACCGCAAAGUACGGUAGUGAGAAGUGAAACCAUGCUCAGUGACAUUGGUGAAGGUGGGUAA
This is a messenger RNA of Cylicostephanus goldi, 999 nucleotides long. The record is from the annotation of a GenBank genome assembly. Lineage: Eukaryota; Metazoa; Nematoda; Chromadorea; Rhabditida; Strongylidae.